Messenger RNA from Strongylocentrotus purpuratus (purple sea urchin), 1888 nucleotides. RefSeq names its product ribonuclease P protein subunit p30. The transcript is spliced from 9 exons. NCBI's taxonomy places the organism in Eukaryota, Metazoa, Echinodermata, Echinoidea, Camarodonta, Strongylocentrotidae. Bases 59 to 964 code for a protein of 301 amino acids. Gene Ontology annotation, cellular component: nucleolar ribonuclease P complex. Gene Ontology annotation, molecular function: RNA binding. The record is from RefSeq and is a predicted model, not a curated record. Gene Ontology annotation, biological process: tRNA processing.
AGUGUAUAUACAUGUGCUGUGUUCAAGAUUUGAUGCGACUGACACGAGAACACUCAAGAUGACAAAAUUUAGCGACCUAAAUCUAAUAGAUAGCCGUCUUGACGAGAAAAGAAAACAGAAAGCGAUUGCUAGAGCAGCAAGGCUGGGUUAUGAAGUUGUUGCAAUUAAUCAUAGGCAGGCCAAGUUGGAUCGUAAAACAAAGAUUCCAAGUGCCCCUGAGAGACCAAAGGAGGUGGAAAGUGAUUAUCUGAAGGUUCAAGGCAAGGAAAUAAAGGUUCUCUCCAGAUUAACUGUGACUCUGAAUGAUUCAGCACAAACUAUUGUUCUGCGGUCUGACGGUGUAUCGACAUACGACGUUCUGGCUGUUGAGCCGACCACAGAAAAAAUGUUUCAUAAAGCAUGCACAGAGCUCGAGGUGGAUAUCAUCUCGUGUGACAUGACAAUGAAGCUACCUUUCUACUUCAAGCACCACUCUAUCAAACCAGCACUGGAAAGGGGAGUUCAGUUUGAGAUCUGUUAUACACCAGCAAUCCGAGACACCAGUCUACGAAGGAAUGUGUUCCACAAUGCUCUUGCUCUCGUUAGUUCUUUAAAGGGCAAGAAUAUAAUCAUCAGCAGUGCAGUUGAAAAUGCAAUGGAGCUGAGAGGACCACAGGAUGUUGCCAAUUUAGGGAGCUUAUUUGGUCUGAGUGAGGACAAAGCAAAAGCUGCUAUCUCCACCAACUGCCAAUCAGCACUGGUCCAUGCAUUCACCAGGAAUGGCACCAUCAGGUCUGCAAUGUCCGUUCAGAAGGUGACAGAACUGGCCCCCGAUGAACUUUGGAAGGUGAAGGCUAGUCUGGAAGCCAGUGGUUUGUCAGUGGAGCAGCUGAGAGAGUUAGAGGCAAAGACUGUUAAGAAGACACCAAGACAGGAGAUAACUCCUGGGGAGGAGCCUAAAGAGAAGAGGCAGAAGCAGAGGUGACACCUUUCAGAUACAAGGACUUGAACUCCAGCUACAAUUUGUAAAGACUCUUAUGAAAAUUGCAAGCUAUGAUGGAAUCAUGAUCUGCUUGCCUAUUUGGAACUUGCAAGUAAAUUGCUAUUACUGAUUUGUUCUGCAAAACUGCAUCUGUGCCAAGAAGUAAAACUACACUAUAGAAAUGGUCAGAUUUUAUGUUUUAGUGUAUCAUGACAUUUUGAAACUGGACAUAUUUUCUUUUUUCUGAUGCAAAGAAUUAAGCUCAAGUGCAUGUACUGUUACAUACAUGUAUUUCUAUGUUAGGAUAAACACUAGGUAUUCUACCGUUUUCAGACAGUACCUAUAGCUAUGUCAUAACAAAAUCGAGCUAUUUUUUUGUAUAUUGCCUAUUUCUGUUUCCCUAACAAAAAUAGCUAUCAUAUUGAUACCUUCUCCUGUUUUGGGAAGAGCGAUCACUAUUAUUAGUUCAGAUAUAAAGUUCUUUCCCAAAGUUCAUCAGGGCCCCGUUGCAUAAAACUUUUAAUGCAGCGUUAAGCCCCUAUUUUAGCGGUAAGUCAGGAAACAGCGUUAACUUUCCAUUGCAUUAAUAGUUACAACAGUUUUUUAGUGGUAAGCAUUUCAGAAACAGCGGUAACUUUACUACAGCUAUAAAGGUAGCAUUAACUACCAUCAGUCAAUUACGGUAAGCUGUCAUACCAAGAUGGCUGCCAUAUUGCACGCAAUACAACAUGCCGCAGCUCUGAGGAGAGAGAGGGUUUUACGGGACCGAAGGCAUCCCUUGGACCAAUAUGAUGACGAACAAAUGUUCAAGUUGUAUAGGUUCAGCAGGCAGGGAUGCCUUCACCUGAUUAACUGACAGAACCCAGAGGAAUCCUGGCCAGUACACUUGAAAAAUCAUGGCGUUAGAUUCACUUUCCUGUUCAUUGU